AGCAAUCCAACAAAAUUUGCAGAAUAAUAGAAAAAAACUUGAUGGAUGCCUUCUUACCCUACAUGACUAAUCCUCCGCGGGACUCACUCAAAGCACAAGAUUGGUUUGCAAUCACAGGCCUGCUCUGCAUCCUCUAUAUUCUUCCCUGUCUUGUGGUGGUGCAGGUGUCAAUUAAUUUUAUCUGCCUUCUCUCUGCAAGCCCACAUGCAUACAUCCCUAUGAGGUUCUACAGCCUGAAGCCCAACUUUUCUUCUCAUUUAUUCGACUGCUCACAUCCUCGUUGCAGGGCCUACUAAAUCUCCAACCCAUCCAUUGUCCUCUUCCCCAGAUCUUUGAAAUCAUCAUAAAGAAGGAACAAGACUGAACCAAGCCCCCUAUAUAAUUCCCUCUCCAAGGGAAGAAGGCCACCCCAUCUUUUCUCCCACCGUUGGAACUCUGUUUUCUCUUGGAGAGGUUCUAACAGAGUCAUGGAUUGCUGGUGAGGAGAGAUAUGGAGGAAGAGUGGAAGUCGGGACUUCUGCCGACCGAGAAAGACCACUUCUUUGUUGCACCGUGAAGUCUUUAUAGUUUGUCUGCUAGCUUCUUUCGAGGAUCGAUCCAAAAAUCCAAACUUUGUUCCACCUCCCCUGUUCCAAGUAGAAGAAAAAGGCGGCUUUUUUCGGUGAGGAAGAGAGAAGCGAAGGCGGAGAUGAAGGAGUUCUGGACGUCCAUGGCCUUCCUCAUGGGGGUCUUCGCCUUCUUCCAGAGCAUCCUCCACGCCGUGUUUCCACCCGAGCUGCGGUUCGCGGUCUUGAAGCUCUUUCACCGUGUCUUCCUCUGCUUCUCCACCUACUGCUACUUCGACAUCACGGAGAUCGACGGCGUGAACACCAACGAGCUUUAUCACGCGGUGCAGCUGUACCUCAGCCGCUCCGCCUCCGUCGCCGCCUCCCGACUCAGCCUCUCGCGGGGCCUCAACUCCUCCGCCUUCACCUUCGGCCUCACCAGCAACGACUGCCUCGUCGACACCUUCUGCGGCGCCACCGCCACCUGGGAGCACGUCGUCACCCAGCGCCAGUCGCAGACCUUCUCGUGGCGGCCGCUCCCGGGGGAGAAGCGCAGCUUUACCCUCCGGAUCAAGAAGAAGGACAAGCCCCUCAUCCUCCCGGCCUACCUCGACCACAUUAUGGAGACCGCCACCGAUCUCCGCCGCCGGAACCAGGACAGGCUACUGUACACCAAUUCGCGCGGCGGCUCCAUCGAGUCCCGCGUCGUCCCGUGGGAAUCCGUCCCCUUCAAGCACCCGAGCACCUUCGACACCCUCGCCAUGGACUCCUCGAGGAAGGAGCUCAUCAUGGCCGACCUCAAGGACUUUGCGGAAGGGAAGGCGUUCUACGAGAAGACAGGCCGGGCCUGGAAGCGCGGAUACUUGCUUUACGGCCCUCCCGGCACCGGCAAGUCGAGCAUGAUCGCCGCCAUGGCGAAUUACCUCGGCUACGACGUCUACGACCUCGAGCUCACCGAGGUGCACACCAACUCCGAGCUCCGGAAGCUCCUGAUGAAGACCACUCCGAAGUCGAUCAUCGUCAUCGAGGACAUCGACUGCUCCAUCAAUCUGACGAACCGGAGCUCGAAGAAGCUGGCAUCCCCGUAUGACCUCAGGCCCACCGGCGGCUGCGGUGCGGAGGACGUCCAUGCCGCCGCCAAGACGAUGACUCUGUCGGGCCUGCUAAAUUUCACGGACGGGCUGUGGUCGUGCUGCGGCAGCGAGCGGAUCUUCGUGUUCACCACCAACCACGUCGAGGAGCUCGACUCGGCGCUCCUGCGGUCGGGGAGGAUGGACAUGCACAUACUCAUGAGCUACUGCUCCUUCCCCGCAUUAAAGAUUCUCAUGAAGAACUACCUGGGAUUGGAAGAUGGCGAACUGGGUGGCGACACACAGGAGAACUGCGGGCUGCUGCGGGAAUUGGAGGAGGUGAUCGACGACGCCGAGAUAACUCCGGCAGAUGUCAGUGAGAUUCUGAUAAAGAACAGGAGGCGGGAGAAGCGCGAGGCAAUGGCGGAGCUACUGGAAGCGCUCAAGGCCCGGGCGGAGAAGAGGAAGAAGGAGCGAGGGGGGUCGUCGGCCACCGCGAGGAAGAAAAGCUUAGAUGAUGAGAUGGAGGAAGAGGAAGAGCAGGAGAAGAGGGCAUUGGAGAGCCCCAAGGAGAGUGGCGAAGAGAUGGAUGGGUGCAAUGGCAAGGAGGAGAAGAGGGAGGAGGAUUAACUACCAGAGAACAUUUGCCGAAUGCUACUGCUUGUGCUUGCUUUCUUUCUCAUCGAAGGGGAGGUGGAUUAGAGUUGGAGCAUCAGUCUUCAGAUCCUUUUGUUUUGGUGAGAGCUUUUGGGAGUGCCUUUGAAGACCACCUUCUCUGCGCUUGUUAGCUUCUUCUUGUAUCCUCUUUCUCCUGAGGAAUAAAGAUUUGGUAGGUACACAGGUGUUGUUGCCCAUUA
Messenger RNA from Musa acuminata subsp. malaccensis (wild Malaysian banana), 2472 nucleotides. Its product is annotated as AAA-ATPase At4g25835-like. Lineage: Eukaryota; Viridiplantae; Streptophyta; Magnoliopsida; Zingiberales; Musaceae. The record is from RefSeq and is a predicted model, not a curated record. Gene Ontology annotation, molecular function: ATP binding; ATP hydrolysis activity.